Molecule: messenger RNA, 4770 nt
Organism: Aspergillus versicolor CBS 583.65
Lineage: Eukaryota; Fungi; Ascomycota; Eurotiomycetes; Eurotiales; Aspergillaceae
Exons: 6
Coding region: 1-4770 (1589 amino acids)
Biological process (GO): regulation of ARF protein signal transduction
Molecular function (GO): guanyl-nucleotide exchange factor activity
Source: RefSeq, a predicted model, not a curated record
AUGUCGUCCUCGUCUUUGCCCAUCGCCGUCGACCCGGUCGCGUUAGUGACAACAGAAUGUAUCACGGUCACCUCCGCCAUGCGGAAACAUGCCCGAUGGGCUCACUCCUCUGUCGCCGCCAUUCUGGGCAGCGGCACCGUCUCUCGUGUCUAUGAUCGCGAGACAUCUGCUCCCCCCAGCCCCCGUGGUUGGAGCACACCUACCCGACCGAGGUCGAGGCUCUCCUCCGCAGACGAUGAUCACGCCCUCGCCAAUCGGUGGGGACUGAGGGGGAAGAAAGGCAAAAGCAUACAGGAUAACCCUCUAAUUUCCGCCUUCACUCGACUACGCAGUGACCUCAAAGACUGCAAAGAUGUCAAGACAUUCGACGCCCCCGCCUUGCUACAUCCGUUCCUUCAGGUCGUCCGCUCUUCUUCGACCUCCGCCGCUAUCACCUCCCUUGCCUUGCUCGCCUUAACCAAGUUCUUCUCCUAUAAGAUUAUCGACCGCAACUCCCCCAGAAUCUCUAUGGCCAUGCAGCUGCUGUCCGCAGCAAUCACCCACUGCCGGUUCGAAGCUAGUGAUUCCUCCGCCGAUGAGAUCGUUUUGUUGAGGAUCCUGAAGUUGAUGGAAGGCAUGCUGUCCGGGCCGGAGGGCGAACUUCUGGGGGAUGAGAGUGUCUGUGAGAUGAUGGAGACCGGUUUGAGCAUGUGCUGUCAGGUCCGCCUUUCGGAGGUUCUCCGAAGGUCUGCCGAGAUAGCUAUGGUCAAUAUGUGCCAGGUUAUAUUUAUGCGACUGUCUGUGUUGGACUCUGAUUCAGAACCGCUCGACCUUGAUAAUCGACAACCGUCGCAUUUGAAUGAGGUUGAGCGAACAAACUUCAAAAUGGACCCCUCAGUUGACGGAAACACUGUCGCUUCUCAGCAUCCUUCUGCCAUGGGCUCUGACACAGCUGUCACGGACCGCGAGCACGCCAGCUCUGACGGUCCCUCUGAUCAAGCACUGAAUGGGGUUGCAGUCGCUGCUCCACCAAACCCGGAUGAUGACUCGGGUCCCGAUGUCAAGCCCUACUCUUUGGCUUCCAUUCGAGAACUCUUUCGUGUGCUCAUCGACCUUUUGGACCCAGACAACCGGCAACAUACAGACCCCAUGAGAGUUAUGGCGCUGAGGAUAAUUGAUGUUGCUUUAGAAGUCGCAGGACCCUCAAUUGCCAGGCACCCCAGCCUAGCAUCCUUAGCACAAAACGACCUCUGCCGCCACCUAUUCCAACUCGUCCGAUCUGAAAGCCUAGCAAUUCUCACUAGCUCUCUCAGGGUUGCUGGUACUCUGAUUCUGACAUGCCGUCCUGUCUUGAAACUUCAGCAGGAGCUCUAUUUAUCAUACCUAGUUGCGUGCCUUCAUCCGCGGGUAGAAAUACCAAGGGAACCGGGAAUCAAUCCUGCUUUGUAUGAGGGAGUCCCCCAGGCGCCUAAGGUGGUGAAGCAACCACCUUCUCAGAGUACUAGUGGACGAUCCACACCCGUCGCAGUGAAAGAUCGACAAAAGCUUGGUCUAGAAGGGGGCUCCAGAAAACCCGAGACGAGGGAAGCAAUGGUUGAGAGCAUUGGCGUACUGGCACGAAUUCCCAGCUUUAUGGUCGAACUCUUCGUGAACUAUGACUGUGAAGUUGAUCGAGCCGACCUCUGCGAGGACAUGAUCGGAUUACUUUCUCGGAGCGCAUUCCCUGAUUCAGCAACGUGGAGCACCACCAAUGUGCCGCCCCUGUGUCUGGACGCACUUCUGAGCUACGUACAAUCUAUUUACGAUAGACUUGAUGAGCCGGCUUCCACUGAGGGAUUUCCGUCUAACGAACAAUUGAGAAACCGACGAAACACAAAGCGGGUCAUUGUGCAUGGAGCUCAAAAGUUUAACGAAGAUCCCAAAGGUGGGAUUGCUUAUUUGGCGUCUCAUGGCAUAAUUGAAAAUCCGGAUGACCCCGAUCAGGUCGCGCGGUUUUUGCGAGGUACUACCCGGCUAUCGAAGAAAGCGCUCGGUGAAUACAUCUCGAAACGAUCCAAUGAGAACCUCCUCAAUUCUUUUGUGGAUCUCCUCGAGUUCUCUGGCAAGUCUGUGGUUGAUGGGCUUCGAGAUUUACUCGGUGCAUUCCGAUUGCCUGGCGAAUCCGCUCUGAUUGAACGAAUCGUCACCACUUUCAGUGAAAAAUACAUUGAAAAGGCCCAGCCCUCAGAGGUUGCUGACAAGGAUUCCCUCUUUGUCCUGACUUAUGCCAUUAUCAUGUUGAACACUACUCUUUAUAACCCUAACAUGAAGGCUCAGAGUCGUAUGUCUUGUGAAGACUUCUCAAAGAACUUACGGGGUCUGAAUGCCGGGCAGAACUUUGCCCCAGAGUUCCUCGAAGAGAUCUAUGAUUCUAUUAAACAAAACGAAAUCAUCUUACCUGAUGAACACGAUAACAAGCACGCAUUCGACUAUGCAUGGAGGGAAUUGCUCGCAAAAUCAAGUACUACUGGAGAACUGGUCACUGGUCAAACCAACAUUUACGACGCAGACAUGUUCGCGGCUACCUGGAAACCUGUAGUCGCUACUCUAUCAUACGUCUUCAUGUCCGCCUCAGACGACGCGGUGUAUUCUCGCGUGGUCAUGGGUUUUGACCAGUGCGCUCAAAUAGCUGCACGCUAUGGGUUGACUGAUGCACUUGACCGGAUCGUCUUUUCUCUUGCUUCAAUCAGCACGCUUGCCACGAGUAGCCCACCUAGUACUGCUCUCAACACCGAAGUACAGGCUGGCAAGAGGAGUGUUAUGGUCAGUGAGCUGGCCGUGAAAUUCGGUCGAGACUUUAGGGCACAGUUAGCCACCGUCGUGCUCUUUCGAAUUCUAACAAAUAACGAGAGUUCGGUCCAGCAAAGCUGGUCACAUAUUAUCCAGAUACUCCGAAACCUGUUCAUCAACUCUCUCAUUCCCCCUUUUGAUUCUACUCUGAAUGCCAACCUCGAUAUUACCCCGAUCCCUUUGCAGCCGCCAUCGCAGGUUGUGGAUCGUGACGGGCGAGGCAACGACACAGGACUACUCUCCGCCUUUACGUCUUACCUAUCCAGCUAUGCAGCUGAUGAUCCUCCGGAGCCAUCAGAUGAAGAACUUGAUAAUACACUAUGCACUGUAGAUUGUGUGAGCGCAUGCUCAAUCGACGAACUUCUUUCGAAUAUCAGAUCUCUCCCCUUGGACGCUGUAGCGAAGAUAGUGGAAUCGUUACAAGCUCAGUUGCCUGAAGAGAGUGCCCCAGCGGUCAUUGUGGUUAAACCGGAACGGCCGCUUCCAUCAACGCGAGCAAAUGCCGGGCCAGACUCAAGUCAAGGGCGAUAUGAACCAGGAAUGAUGUACCUGUUAGAAUUGACCGCAAUUCUUACCCUUCGAGACGGACAAACAAUUGAAAGUCUGGGCGAAGGCCUUCUGGCUUCUUUACAAGGUUUCAUUCGAGAUGCUAGGAAUCUCCACCCUCUGGCAUUAUCACGAGUGGUGACUUAUCUACUGAACUUGCUUCGGCUGAGCCAUGAUCAGCCUUUCACCCGUGUUCCUGUCAUUCUUCAUGGCAUUUCUAGCUUCGACCAAGACACGCUGGAGAGUGUCGCAGUGUCUAUCGUCAAGGGGCUCUCGCGGUGCGUCUUUGACGGCAACCUUCUGCGGAAUGAAAUUACUGUCUCGCCGGACUUCUGGUCCAUCCUACAACGCUUGCAUCAGCACAAGGACGCGGCGCCCUUGGUGUUCAGUCUCCUGAGAGCCAUUGUCGAUUCAAACCCUCCUAUCGUGACGGCUGACAACUACGAGUCUGCUGUCGCCCUUGCAAAUGAGUUUAUAAGUGCGGGCAGCGUAGGCUAUAUUGAAGAAAGACACAGGGACACUCUUACACGACGCCCCAAAGGUGUCAAGCAACCAAAGCAAAGUGAAAAUGAAGUCGUCUCGCGCGGUGUGACCGCCAUUGGCCUCAUAUACCAUCUUACCAGUCGGACUCCGACUCUGAUCAAACAAUCACAUCUAGAGGAUGGUGAAGCUUGGUCAGCAUAUUGGUCACCAAUAUUCCACUCCUUGACUUCCCAGUGUACCAACCCUUGUCGAGAUAUCCGGCACCAUGCUAUAUCUACUUUACAAAGGUCACUUCUCUCUGUCGGUAUUGGAGCCGAUAAUGAAUGGACUGCGAUCUUUGAUCAAGUCCUUUUCCCUUUGAUCUUACGGCUACUCAAGCCUGAAGUAUUCCACUCCGACCCACGCGGAAUGGGUGAAACCCGCGUUCAAACAGCGACCUUGGUGUGCAAAAUCUUCCUGCGUUAUCUUGACCAACUUCCAAACGCGGAGGGCAUGCUAGAAUUGUGGCUCAAGAUCCUCGAUAUCCUUGACCGAAUGAUGAAUAGCGGUCAGGGAGAUAGUCUCGAGGAGGCCAUUCCGGAGAGCAUCAAGAACAUAAUCCUAGUCAUGGCAGACCAGGGCCACCUCGUCCCACCCUCACAAGAUCCCAGCAAGGAAAAUAUCUGGACCGAAACAAAGAAACGCCUAGAGCGGUUCUUGCCUGAUCUUUUCAAGGAAAUCUUCCCCGACGCACCUAAGGAAACACCGCCAGCCUCAACACCUGCUUCGCCUCUACCCCCCACCCCCGCUGAACCACCUUCAGAAAACGCACCAGGCGACAAGGAAAAGGAAAAGGAAAAGGAGCCGGAAACCACAACCGUAAGUGAAAAGGAAAACCAGGCAGUUUCUGAGACCCCGAAGGCCGAAGAGAAGACCGAAUCUGAACAGUCCUAA